Molecule: messenger RNA, 3221 nt
Organism: Anopheles stephensi (Asian malaria mosquito)
Lineage: Eukaryota; Metazoa; Arthropoda; Insecta; Diptera; Culicidae
Product: tigger transposable element-derived protein 4-like
Exons: 2
Coding region: 91-1710 (539 amino acids)
Cellular component (GO): nucleus
Molecular function (GO): DNA binding
Source: RefSeq, a predicted model, not a curated record
CAGCACGCUUGCGAAUGUUGUUUGUUUACAAAACAACACAAAGUCCCGCAAAGUGAUCGCAAUUACCAAAAGUUUUUCAGUUGUGAUGAAAUGUCGCUAAGAAAGCACAAAUGUUUCUCGCAAUGCGACAAGCUGAAGAUAAUCGAAGCACACGAGGCCGGAAAGUCACGUAACGAAGUAAUGCAUGAGUUUGGUUUGCCACUUUCGAGCUACUACAAGAUCAUAAGUCAAAGAGACGCUACGAAGCAGCAGUGUUUGCAGGGCAAGGGCUACGUUCGACGAAAUCGCAGUUCCGACUAUCCUAAUCUGGAACGGUGUAUGAUACAAUGGAUCAAUCAAAGUUUUGGCGCAGAAUGUCAUCCAUUGGAGGGACCCGUAAUAAAGGCACAAGCCAAGCUAUUCUCCAUCAAGCUUGGAAUCGAAGAGUUUUCGGCCAGCAAUGGUUGGUUGGACGGAUUUAAGAAGCGGCACGGGUUAACGUUCAACAGAUCGCCCCAUGGGCUAGUUUCAAAUGUUGACGGCAGACAUGGUACUGCUGAGUGGAGUGACUGUUUCGCCAAUUUGCUCGAUGAAUAUGAAGCGAACGAUAUUUACAGCAUCGCCUUGAGUGGAUUGUUUUACCAAUGGUUGCCCGAGCAAAUAUUUAAAUACCAAGCGAACGAAUGCCACGAUGGCGAGGUUGAGCAGGAACGUGUAACGGUGCUGCUGUGCGCCAACAUUACGGGAACGGAGAAGUUACCGAUCCUUGUGAUCGGACGAUCAAAAUGUCCGGAAUUUUUGGAAGACACACACCCAAAUCCGUCCUUCAGUUAUGCGACGAAUGUCAAGGCAUGGAUUACUGGAGCAUUGUUUGUGGCGUGGUUAACGGAACUGAACGAUAAAAUGGUAUCGAAUGAAAGACACAUCGUGCUGCUUAUGAAUCAUUUUCAUGUCCCUGCAAUAUUCCCAACAUUUACCAAUGUAAAAAUAGUAGUUCUCCCUUCAAAAUCCACCUCAGACAGUGUAAAACCACAGCACAACGAACUGAUCCAUAGCUUUAAAUCUAAUUUUCGCACCGAAGUGGUCAAACACCUUUUGGACUGCGGGAAAAAACGAACAAAACAGAACAUUAGUCUACCGUUUGCACUUAAUGCUGCCGCAAGGGCAUGGCGAAAGAUUGACAGCGAUACUGUUGUUAAUCACUUUAUGCAAACCGGCUGUUGGCCGUAUGCAUUGUGUGAUAGUAGUUCAUCACAGCAAGAAAAGAAAGACACCAACAUCCGCCCAAGCAAAUCAGAUUGGGAUAAAGUUACGGCACACGAAGAACCGAAACCGAGCUUCAGUGAUUACGUACGGGUAGAUGAGAACGUUGCCGUUACCGGUACGUUCACAAACGAUGAAAUCGUGGAGAUGGCCACGUAUCAAGUCAAGGCCGAUAAAGCAACAGCUAUGGUGCUAGACGCGCAAGAGUUUUUCGAUGUGAAAAAGACAGUCUGGAGAGGUGGUCGAAUGACAACAAGAACGUCUGUUAUCGACAGAAAUGGUCGAAAACGGAACGGUAACGAGGACGAAACAGUCAUCGAUCAACGAGUACCCAUUAUCCAUAAACGUGAUGCCUUAAAAGCACUGGAAACAGUGCAACAAUUCUUUAGACGUCAUACGUAUCAGGAUGCCGCGACGUUUGGCAUGCUUUACGAACUGGAAAAGCGUAUUCAAGCUAUAGAAGUGUAACUGAACCCUUAACCGGACACUGGACACGACUGAAAUUAUAGAAAAGCAAAGGUGGGCUCGUUGGAUUGACUCUACUAGAAGAGUAAAACCUUUCGGAGGUAGGAAUUCACCAUGUUCACUAAGGGGUUACAUGAAGAGCUUCCCUUUCCCACGAACUAAUACUGCAAUAUGUGUACAUUUGUCCGAAUGUUCGCUAGAUAAAUUCAUCGAUGCAUUUUAUUUUAUUUCAAAAUUUGAAUUUUGACUGGAUGACUAUUAAUUAUACGGUUCUGUUUGUUCGCCUAGCAUUCCUUUGCUGUAUGUUUGUGUGUGUGUGUGUGUGUUAUUACCACAUGUACGGUUUUGGGUGGUAUUAGGUUUCUAUGUGUUGCUGCCUUACGCUUCUAUCGAUAAAAUUCACAUCAGUUACAGAGCCUAGAUCCUAGAUCCAAACAUAGCCUACAGUUCUGUUUGCUGACAGACAGAUGUGAAGGGGGUCGUCUCGGAUGUCAAGAGUGCUGCCUGCCUGCAUGUGGUUACGCGAUGCUUUUGCGCUGGGAUCGUACCACGCAAAUCAUAAACCCUCUCUCUCUCUCAUCAUCCUAUCUAAUAGGGACAUGCAUGCCAUCUGUUAUUUUAGGUUAUCUUUUGCCUACAUGCACAUUUGCAUUCGCAUGUGUAAGUCUCGCGUGUCGGGAAGUGGAUGUGUCUCCUUCCUUCGGCUGUUGGUGUUUCAAAUUUCAACUCAAUUUUCAAAAUUUACUGAUUUUGCUUACUCCCUAUCCAUCCUAUCCUACUACUGCCGGGCCUGCUGCUAAAAGCAUCCGGUGAAAUAUUAACCUAACCCUUCCGACGAGGAAUAUGUUCAAUUAGUUGCUAAACUUGCUACACAUGUCGUUCUGUCUGUCGGGUGAUGAGGAACUAAUACGCAGGCCUGUAAAGUCAGCAAAACUUACAACGCGUUGUUAAGGAGAGGAAAGAAAAUGACCAGAUAUGCGAACGAUGAGAGCAAAUAAAUAAAUACCAACAAUCAUUGUGAGAUACGUACAGUACAAAGUAUACGGGAGAGAUACAGGGAUUGUUUCCCGUCUUCUGCUUGAACUCACAGGCCCGAAAACAAGAGAUAAAAGGGGAUUUGGAUGCAAAAGUGGGACAACACACCUUUAACCAAUAAAUUGACCAUUUAUAGGAGAUUCCCAGUUGUGAUUGCGCUACGUCUAGGUCGAUCGUUCAGAAGUAGGGGAUGUUAUGUGAAUAAGAAUAGGAAACAAAAAUCAAAACAGGGACGAAAUGCAACUUCAAUGAUAGCAUUUUAUGAAACGUAAACUAGUUGCUCGUGAGCGGAGAAAAAAUCCUCCAUUGCCUGGUUCUACAAUGUUCAUUUUACGUUUCUUUUGCUUUGUUUUUUUGUAGCAAGAUACAUGGAUGGAAAAAACGUUUUUAACCCUACUGACUAACAACACGUUGAGAAAACGGGAUAAUUCAUUACUAUUUCUAAUCAAAUACACCACACACGUGUUUCAUCCAACCUA